Dentiscutata heterogama is the source of this 1275-nucleotide messenger RNA. Lineage: Eukaryota; Fungi; Glomeromycota; Glomeromycetes; Diversisporales; Gigasporaceae. The record is from the annotation of a GenBank genome assembly.
AUGUUUGCAUUUCCAACAGACAUCGAUUAUAUUUACGAUCCAAGCCCGUAUUAUAAUAAUAAUCGUCGUCGUCGUUACUACAAUCCUCAACCUUGCGCAUAUUCGUAUCCAAGUUCUCAACCGUUCUUAAGUUUCCAAAAUCCUCCAAGUCGACAUUAUCCUAAUCCAUACCAUCUCCACGAAUCAUAUUAUGAUCCAGAGAAUAUAAUAAAUUUGGUCUCUGGACUUAACCAUAACCAAAAUCAUAAUGAAAGACAUCAUAAUGAAAGAUAUAAUAAUGGAAGACAUUAUAAUGAAAGACAUAACGGAAGAUAUCACAACGAAAGACAGGCUGCAAAAAAAAUUUAUAACUUUCUAAAAUAUCAACCUUCGACACGUAGAACUAGAAAAAUUCUUGGAAGACUCUUACACCUUCGUAAUGUACAAAAUCAACUCAAUUCCUUAAGUUCUCAAAUUUCAAAUUUUGAACCGCUUACUUUUACGAGUAAAGAUGCCGAAAAACAAAUAUUACCAAUUUCGAAUAAUAAUAAAAUGUUUCUUACACAAGAAGACGCUAUAUUGAGAAUUCUGGAUCAACUAGAUAAAGUACAAAGUGAAGGAAAUGAGAUCGUUCGGGAAAGAAGAAAAGAAAUUGUUAAAAUUGCUCAAAAAAUGUUGGAAGAAUUGGAUGCUGAAAAAGAGAGGCAGUGGAAGUUAUUUUGUGAUAGUAUAGAAAAUAGUGAAAAUAUUGAAAAAAUGGAUGAUGAUAAGGAGGAUAUAAUUACUGAAAGCAUCGAAGGUGAUAAAAAGGAUAUAGCUAUUGAAGAAGUUACCGACAAAGAUAUUAUUGAAAAAAUGGAAGACGAUAAUAAAGAGGAGGACGUAGUUAACGAAGAAAUUAUCAAUACUUCAAAUGAAGCAUCAGAGAUAGAAGGAAUUAAGCCAUAUACAAUUUCAUCACCAGACGAAACGAAAGUUGAAAAUAAAAUUGAAAACAUGAAAAAUAUCAAUACAGGCGACGACGAAAAAGAUUUUGAUUUUAUUGACGACAUCACAUCUGAUUCUAAUUCAUCUAUAAAUCUUAACAAUGAUGAAACCGUGAACGUUCGCGAGCCGCUAAUUGUUGUUGCCGAAAAUUCAGAAGAAAGCAAUGAAGCUGCCUUAACUGAAAUUAAAGAACAAUCUCAAAGUGAUGAACAAACAAUUCUAUCACCUAUGGAGGACGUGGAAGAUAUAAAUAAAGAGAACGAUGAGAACGAUGAUGCAUUUGUGAUUGUUAAUAAUUCUUCUAAUUAG